Messenger RNA from Chironomus riparius, 1169 nucleotides. The record is from the annotation of a GenBank genome assembly. NCBI's taxonomy places the organism in Eukaryota, Metazoa, Arthropoda, Insecta, Diptera, Chironomidae.
UUAAAAGAAAAUUGGAAUAUUUAAAUACAGCUCAUCAUAAACUGAUUUUUAUGGUUUUCAAGAAUAACUUAAGUAAACUUAACUUAUAAGAGAUUAUAAAUGAAUCUUGGAGGAGCAGUUAAAGUUAAUAAAUGUGCAGUGAUAACAUUUAUAGGCAUCGUUUUAUUUAUUAUCUAUGUCCUUUCUGCAACUUCAUCAACAAUAGAAAGUCUUAAGAAGUCUAGCAAAAAUGAAGUAAAUUUAAGAAAAUUAAUUAUAGGACUAAUAUUAGCUGCAAAAUCGGGUGGCAAUCAAGUCAUUAAAAUAUCAAAUGAGCCAGAUUUUGGCGGUGUAAAAACAAAAGGAAAAACUCAAGAAGGAGUCAAUGACUACAUUACUUUAGCGGAUGUAAAUUCACAUUGUCAAAUAGCUUAUUCACUUUGGCAUAUAUUUCCAAAUCUUAAUUUAAUAUCUGAAGAAGAUGUCCAAAAGAAAAAUUGUCCAACAGAUCUAGAUUUCUUUGAUUUAGAUCCAUCAGUUCUUGGAAAUGUUCAAUUGCCUGACAUUCAUGUUCCCGCACAAGAUCUAACAUUAUGGAUUGAUCCGUUAGAUGCAACCAAAGAGUUUACAGAGAAACUCUUCCAAUAUGUAUCAGUAAUGAUCUGUGUUGCUGACAAAAAAGGAGAGGCUAUUGCUGGUGUUGUAUAUUUCCCUUUUAGUAAGAGACUCUAUUGGUCUUGGAGAGGACAUGGAGUGUCUGAAAAUUUAGCUAAUAUUAAAGCUGAUCUUGAUGAUAACGUCCAAAAUCCGAUAGCUAUAGUGUCGCUAAGCCAUGCAGGCAAAGUUAAAGAUCUCGCCAAAAGUAUGUUGGGUGAAAAGACUUCAAUCAUUGGUGCCGCUGGCAGUGGUUAUAAGAUUGUUCAAGUGUUGGAAGGAAAUGCCACAAUUUAUUUGCAUAACACAAGGAUAAAGAAAUGGGACUUAUGUGCUGGAAAUGCUUUGAUAAAUUCUGUAGGCGGCAGAAUGGUGACUCUUAAGCGUGACAAGAUAUCUUACAGUGCGAAUUCAGAUCAUUUAGUAGAAGAUGGCUUGUUAGUAGAGAUUAAUAAUCAUGUAGUUAAUAAAACGUAAUUCCAGUGUAUUUAAUCUAAGGAAAAUAAAAGAAAGGCUUUAUUUUUAACAUCUUUUAA